Dermacentor andersoni is the source of this 2003-nucleotide messenger RNA. RefSeq names its product pyruvate dehydrogenase [acetyl-transferring]-phosphatase 1-like protein, mitochondrial (gene Pdp). Gene Ontology annotation, molecular function: [pyruvate dehydrogenase (acetyl-transferring)]-phosphatase activity; cation binding. The record is from RefSeq and is a predicted model, not a curated record. NCBI's taxonomy places the organism in Eukaryota, Metazoa, Arthropoda, Arachnida, Ixodida, Ixodidae. Gene Ontology annotation, biological process: protein dephosphorylation. Gene Ontology annotation, cellular component: mitochondrion.
UGGCAUCUGGCCACAUUCAUGGCGACGUGCACGAUAGUAGUUGUUUGAGUCAUGGUGGUUGGAGUUAUUGCGUUAACCGACCGCAGUGCGUCGAAUGCCUGACUGGUUAAUGUCUAAUCUGCUAUGUUCAAGAGAAUGGCGAAAUAUUUUAAGCUAAGCACCUAGACGACUUUUGUGUAAACACCUCUGGGGUUAAGCAAAAUACAAAUGAUUUGGAGAAAGCGAUGGCAACGACCUUGACUGGACUUCGGCAUCUAGCGCUUCCGAGGCUUCGAAGAAUUGCACCUGCUUUGUGCCUGACCGUUCCUAAGCAGCAGUCACGCUCACGGAGCGACCUCUUUGGAGCGCCGAGACUAGGGCCUCCAGAGGUAUCAAAGAUCCUCCGAAGCAAUGAAACGUCAAGAGAAGUACAAGCCCGGUCUCUGCGGUCCUUCGAUACAAAUCAGCUUGCGUCCAACAGCCCCAUGGAGGACCGCCUUGUUAUUGCUCGUUGCCUGCUCACUACGGGACAUUUAUUCGGCGUGUUCGAUGGACACGGUGGACCUGGUUUUGCACAACUUGUGAGCCAACGCCUGUUUGACUACAUAGCACUCUCUAUUCUUCCCCACUCUCUACUUAAGGAAUACAUAGAACAAAAUAAUAGGACACAUCUUGUUCAAGUUAUGCACUGUAUAGACUCUUUAACAGACGAGCAAAAUCAAGCGCACUUUGACAGCCUCUAUGCCUUUGCUCGUAAACUGCUUUCAAGUGUGGGAAGGCCGUUUUCAAUGCAAGAUGCCCUGCACCAAGCUUUUUUGCAACUGGAUGCUGACAUUUCAUGUGAAAUAACUGAGCAAAAGUGGCAAGACUCCCUUCGGUAUGCUCUGAUGGGAGCCUGCGCCUGCGUCGUGCAUGUGGAUGGGCUGCAUUUACAUGUGGCCUCGGCAGGUGACUGCAGAGCAGUACUGGGAAGCCUCACUGAAGACUCCAGCUGGCGAGCCAAGCCACUCAGUCUGGAGCACAACACAGACAACAUAGCAGAGCUUCGCCGUGUGUUGAGCGAGCAUCCAGAGUCUGAAAACAACACAGUGGUGCGACAGGACCGGUUGCUGGGCCAGCUGGCACCACUAAGGGCCCUGGGAGACUACAACUACAAAUGGCCUGUCAGCCAGGUGACCAAGCUUCUGGUGCCAUUGGCUGGACCUCAUGCCCUGCCACAUAACUACUGUACACCUCCUUACCUGACUGGUGCACCUGAAGUGACGCACCACCAUCUGGGCCCCCAUGACAAAUUUUUGGUGCUGGCCUCUGAUGGCCUUUGGGAGCAGCUACAACCACAUCGUGUGGCAAAGCUUGUGGGCCAGCACAUGAGUGGCCGGCAAACAUUGGACCGAUUGCGCCUGCCACAGCCCAACAUGCGCCUCAUCCAGGUGGCACGCAUUCUUGCUGCCCGCCAGAAAGACUUGGCCCAGAAACCUACAGAUGCCAAUGCAGCAACUCACCUCAUCCGCAAUGCACUGGGGCGCACUGAAUAUGGCAUUGAGCACAGCAAGCUGGCUGCCAUGCUGGCACUGCCACAAGAAGUGGUGCGCAGCUUUCGUGACGACAUCACUGUUGUUGUCAUCUACUUUGACUCUGACUUCCUUCGGCUUUCACCUGCCGGCUAACAGCUCUGGACAUCAUCUAUUUAUUGCUCCGUCUUCAUCUGCUUCACCCUCUCAUUGUGAUAUUUUAUGUAAAAAUAUUUAUUGUGCAGAAAAAGAAGCAAGAAAAACUGCCACUGCCAUGGUGCUGAGGCACAUAGCAGCUAGAACAAGGUUUGUCUAGUCUACAAAAUGUUCCACGCAGCACAAUUUCAGAAUGUGAAAGUCAUGGCAACCAGGUGUUCAGUCCCGGUUGUUACGAUAGGAAUAGCAACAACUUGAAAAAGGGUAAAUAGUAUAUCGGUGUUUGAGGACUGCUCUGGACACCUCAGUGUGUAGUAAUUACCUUAGGGUUCUUAAUAAAUUAUGUUCACCGUCUUA